This is a messenger RNA of Halteromyces radiatus, 476 nucleotides long. RefSeq names its product heterotrimeric G-protein gamma subunit (G-gamma, Gpg). The transcript has 2 exons. Gene Ontology annotation, cellular component: heterotrimeric G-protein complex. Gene Ontology annotation, molecular function: G-protein beta-subunit binding. Gene Ontology annotation, biological process: G protein-coupled receptor signaling pathway. NCBI's taxonomy places the organism in Eukaryota, Fungi, Mucoromycota, Mucoromycetes, Mucorales, Cunninghamellaceae. The record is from RefSeq and is a predicted model, not a curated record. Bases 34 to 276 code for a protein of 80 amino acids.
UUUUUUUUUCUUUUACCCAAUAUACCCCAUAUCAUGCAAAGAAGGCAUACAAGAGAAGAACUUGCUGAACUAAAAUUACGACGAUUAUUACUUCAUAAUCAAACCUUGAAGACUCAAUUAGAUUUACCUCGAUUACCAGUGAGCGAAGCAUCUCAGAAAUUGAUCGAUUAUUGUCAAACUACACCUGAUCCUUUAUUACCAUCAUUAUGGGGACCAGUCAAAGAGGAUCCAUUUACACCUUUGAAAAGUAAAUGGGCUUGUUGUCUUGUUAUGUGAUCGUUUCACCCCUAUCACAUUCAUCAUUCUUCAUACUAUUUUCGUCGGUGUUUUUAUUCAUCCCCCCCUGAAAAAAAAAAAACCUCAUACAAACUAUCCAUCUAUUCUUUUUUUCUUUAAAAAAAAACAUCAAUCAUUUGUUUCCCUUUUUAUAAAUAAUAAUAAUAAAAAAAACAUCAUCAUUUAUUUCUGCAUAAAAA